UCGGUGCUACAGCAGCCAUGAGCACGUCUGCGCAGCAGACUUCCCAAGCCAGUAGUUCAGGUACCGCCGGGUCCACGGUCGCGCAGACCGUGAGUCAGUCCACUGGCUUAAUGGCAAGCCAGCCCGCGAUGUUGACCCCAGAGGAUGUCGCCAUCCAGCAGGCAGCUCUGCAAGAGGCACAACUACAGCAGGCAUUAGGACAGAUAAAAAGAGAGAAGGAAAUGACGAUUAGAAGAAGAACCGGGAUGGAACGAAGAGGGGCAGACAUAGAGGAGUUAGAAGCGAUGGACCUGAUGAACAUGGAUGAUGACGUGAGGGUAGUUAGGAGGGCCCUGCUAGGGGGACCAGGACAAAGUCAGUGGGUUCCAAAGACGAUCAUCGCCGCUCCCAAACCCUUUACAGGGGACAAGAGAGGCGAAGACCUCGACACUUGGUUGAGGGCAGUGCCGGUCUAUGUCAGGUGUAAACUCAUCUUGCCACAUGAAGAAGUGCUUGUGGCUGAAUCCUACCUAGAGGGUAGUGCAGCAAGAUGGUUGAGUGGGUUAGUACAACUCCAGGGGCACGGUCAUGACUUCCGCUCUUGGGCAGCCUCUCAGAAAUUGGAGGACUUCCUGAAGAUGGUGGAAGAAAGAUGGCAUGAUCCUCAGGAGGCCCAAAAGGCCACUGAUGCGAUCCUGACACUGCACAUGAGGCAGUAUAAGUCAGUAAGGGAAGCCACAGAUGUUGUAGAGCGUCUGAUCUGUGUUCCAGGGGUGCACUAUGACCCCCAGGUCCUGUUGACUUCGUACUUGAGGUGCUUAUCCCAGCCUCUCAGGAACCAUUUGGCAAAAGAGGCCAACAUCAAUAUGCACAACUUUCCUUCGUUUAGCAAGGUAGCCCUAGACCUUGAAGCAAAAACAGGGCAUGGACAUAACUCAGUGACGGACGGGAAAAAGAAGACCCUGCCUCCUAACUGGAAAGCCAAGGGCCGCAUUAUGUUCGUCGACCACGAUGGAUCAACCAUUGAGUUGGACGACGACUCCCAGAUAGGAUUAGGUGCAGAGGCAGGUGGCGAUACUUCAGAGGGUGGAGUAGUCGCCGCCGUAACCCAACAAAAAGAAUGCCUGUUCCCGUUCGCGGGAGGGGAGUUGAGGCAUCGUGUCUCAUUCCUAGUGAGCAACGAUCUCCCUAUGGAUAUUUUGUUAGGUAUGUACUACCUCUCUGUGGCACAGCCUCAGUUUGACUGGGACCGAAAAGUGGUUAAGCACACUUUGCCAGGUGGAGGGACCGCCAGAUUACACAAGUUCAAAGCUAGUAGUCUGAUCGAUUCUCAUGGAUGCAUGUGUGCGGCCGCGUCUUAUAACUACUAUAAGCAACAUCAGGAGGAGGGUAUGUACUUAGUUUAUGUCUCUGCUGCAGGCGAUCUGGUGAAAAUGCUGCCGGAGAUAGAGGGAGUAGUUGCCAAGUACCCUGAUCUAUUUGAAGAGCCAACAGGGGUUGUUGAUAGGGAAGUCGUCCACGCGAUAGAGAUUAUCCCAGGGUCUAGUAUUCCGAGGGGUAGGAUCCAUCGGAUGUCUCCAGGCGAGCUUGAUGAGCUUCGCCGCCAACUCAAGGAACUCGUAGAGAAGGGUUGGAUCCGGCCGAGUGUCUCUCCUUCCGGAUCUCCAGUACUAUUCGUACCUCAGAAGAAGGAGGGCACUCUCAGGAUGUGCAUUGAUUAUAGGGGUCUCAAUGCCAUCACUGUAAAGAACAGAGAGCCCCUACCGCGCAUCGACGAUUUGUUAGAUAGAGUGCAAGGGUGUCGGAACUUCAGUAAGAUAGAUCUGAAGUCCGGGUACCAUCAGAUUGCAAUCCGGCCCGAGGAUCAACACAAAACCGCAUUUCAGACCAGGUACGACCUGUACGAGUUUGUGGUGAUGCCUUUUGGCCUGUGCAAUGCUCCGGGCACCUUUCAGCACGCUAUGAAUCGGAUAUUCCAUGACUACUUGGAUAAGUUUGUCAUAGCGUACCUCGAUGACAUACUUAUUUUUAGUAAGACUGUCGAAGAGCACGUUGCACACGUGGACAAAGUCCUUAGUCUCCUGCGACAGCACAAGUUCAAGAUCAAUGGUGAGAAGUGCGAGUUUGGGCGCACCCGUGUCUUGUACUUGGGUCAUGAGAUCUCCGCGGAAGGGUUGAAGCCCGAUGACGCGAAGGUGGCCAGCAUUCGCGAUUGGCCACGACCUCAGUCUGUGACUGAGAUGAGAUCUUUCUUAGGAAUGACAGGCUACUACCGGACUUUUGUAAAGAACUAUAGCGUAGUGGCCGCUCCUUUGACUGAUUUGACCCGCCUUGAUACCCCGUGGGAGUGGACAGAGGAGUGCAAGGCUGCUUUCAGACAUCUGAAGCAUGCACUAACGCAUUAUGAAGUCUUGAAACUUCCCGAUCCUGAUAAGCCGUUUAUAGUAACCACGGAUGCUAGCCAAUAUGGCAUUGGCGCCGUGCUUGCGCAGCAGGAGGGGCCAAAGUUAAGGCCUAUUGAGUACAUGUCCAAGAAAAUGCCGUCUCAGAAGUUUGCUAAGUCCACCUAUGAGAAAGAACUCUAUGCGGUGUUCAAGGCGCUGACCCAUUGGAGACACUAUCUCCUUGGGAGGUUCUUCAUCCUCAGGACUGAUCAUCAGACCUUGAGAUGGAUGAGAACCCAACCUGUACUCUCUGACGCAUUGAAGCGUUGGAUAGAAGUCAUUGAGCAGUAUGACUUCGACCCUCAGUACAUUAAGGGUGAGUACAACAAGGUUGUUGAUGCCUUGUCGCGUAGACCUGACUUCUCAGGUGUGCUGAUUACUGAGUACGAUCUUACGGAUAAUGUCACUCGAUCCUUGGUGGAAGCCUAUCGAGAGGACCAGUUUAUGGCUGAGAUCAUACGCAGACUCGAGGCGAAGGAUAAACAAACUUCAGCCAAGUUUGAGUUGGUCAAUGGCUUGCUGUUUCUCGAGAAGGAAGGGAAUAAAUGUUUGUGUGUCCCUAAUAAAGAGUCUUUGCGUAGUUUGUUUUUAGGCGAGUGUCAUGACUCCACCGGCCAUUUUGGGUACAAGAAGACCGCAGCCAAUUUGCUGCAAAGGUUCUGGUGGCCCACGAUGUUAAAAGAUGCUAAGCUGUACGUGGAAACUUGUCAAGUUUGCCAACGAGACAAGCCCCGUACUCAGGCUCCGCUUGGGCUACUCAAGCCCCUUCCGAUUCUGGAAAGGCCGGGUGAAAGCUUGUCCAUGGACUUCAUGGAUACACUGGUCACCAGCAAGAGUGGGAUGAGGCAGAUCUUCGUCAUCGUGGAUAGGUUUAGUAAGUAUGCUAGGUUAAUAGCCAUGCCGGAAACAGCGAAGACCGAGUAUGUAAUCAGGCUGAUCAAGGAGAACUGGGUGAGGGAUUCUGGAUUGCCUAAGUCUAUUGUAAGUGACAGGGAGUCUAUUGUAAGUGACAGGGAUGUCAGAUUUACAAGUGAGUUAUGGAAAGCCGCUGCAGCUGAACAGGGAACUCAACUGCAAAUGACUUCUAGAAACCAUCCAGAAGCAAACGACCAGGCUGAACAAAUGAACCGCGCUGUUCAACAGUUGUUGAGGCAUUACAUUAAGCCAAAUCAGGUGGACAGGGACGAGAAGCUUUCUCUUGUCGCCAGUCUGUACAAUAACGCUGUACACAGCUCUACUAACAGUCUACAUCUUACCUUUAGGCCUAGAUUGCCUUUAGACUUCCUACUUCCUGAUAACCAGCCAACUGUCACACCGGGCACUUUGGAGUUCGCUUAUCGUUACGAACAGAAAAUGCACAAGGCUGUAGAGCACAUGCAGAAGGCGCAGGGAGCAAUGAUAGAAUCUGAGAAUAAACACCGCCGCCCUUCUACAUUUCAGGUUGGGAACAGAGUCUGGGUCAAGUCUUCAGAACUGGGACAGGAGUUCGGGAUAUCCCGCAAACUCAUGCCUCAGUACUUUGGACCUUGGGAAAUUUUAAACGUAGUAGGGACAGAUCCUGAUGGUCCAUCUUAUGUCAUCCGUAUCCCUGGUCAUCUCAGAACUUACCCAGUCUUUCACGCCUCUAAGCUCGCUGCAUCCAAGGAAACUAAUCAGUUUCCCUCUCGUCGGUCAAUGUUGCCCCCAACCAUGGAUGGAGAAGUCAACAUCGAUGAUAUCGUCGACCACAGGGAGAUGCCCAUUCAGAAGCCUCCAGGAAGGGAAUGUCCUCCAAAGCCAAAGCUGCAGUUUCGUGUCCACUUCAGACAUCACACGGAUCCGAAGGAGGACCGCUGGUUUACUUGGGAGGAAUUGAUGCAAACCGCUCCUCAAAUCGUUGCCCGCUAUGAGAAGGAUGUAUUGAAAGGAAAGCGCCAGAUGGCUCAGGAUUGAUCUUCUUAGAGGACUAACGAAGAUAUGGAGGAGGGAAUGCGAGGCUACGCCCGCUCAGCCCUUUUUGG
Molecule: messenger RNA, 4423 nt
Organism: Chara braunii
Lineage: Eukaryota; Viridiplantae; Streptophyta; Charophyceae; Charales; Characeae
Source: the annotation of a GenBank genome assembly